AUGGGGAAUUGCUUUAUCCAAUGGGAUGUCAUGGGAAGCAAAGAUCAAAGCAACAAUGCAAGUCUAGAAGAGCUUAGGAAUUUGUCUCAUCUAACUGCAUUAGACAUAAUGAUUCAAGAUGCUUCGGUUUUGCCAAGGGACUUGCAGGUCUUUGAAAAGCUUGAAAGAUACAACAUAUUUGUUGGUGAUAUGUGGAAAUGGUCAUUGACAUGGUCUGGAGGUGCUCAUAAAUCUUCAAGAGUACUUAAGCUCGAGGACAGUAGGGGUUUAAGCAUUCUUUCUGAUCGUGGAUUUAACUUGUUGAAUUCAGCCGAGGACAUGUGCCUUGCCAAAAUACAUUGUGUUAGAAAUGUAUUUUAUGAACUGAAUAGGAAGGGUUUUCCACAAUUAAAGCAUUUGUGCAUUCAAGACAGUACUGAACGGAAGUACAUCAUCGACUCAUCCGGGUAUGUUCAUCCUGAUCCGGCUUCACCCAACUUAGAGACUUUGGCUCUUCAAAAUUUGAUUAAUCUGGAAGAAAUAUGCCACGGGCCAGUUCCAAUUCAAUCUUUUACCAAACUAAGAUCUUUUGAAGUCAAAGGUUGUGACAAGUAG
Molecule: messenger RNA, 594 nt
Organism: Vicia faba (fava bean)
Lineage: Eukaryota; Viridiplantae; Streptophyta; Magnoliopsida; Fabales; Fabaceae
Source: the annotation of a GenBank genome assembly